Micropterus dolomieu (smallmouth bass) is the source of this 2236-nucleotide messenger RNA. It is a transcript of the gene pigw, whose product is annotated as phosphatidylinositol glycan anchor biosynthesis, class W. Gene Ontology annotation, biological process: GPI anchor biosynthetic process; protein localization to plasma membrane. The record is from RefSeq and is a predicted model, not a curated record. The transcript is spliced from 2 exons. NCBI's taxonomy places the organism in Eukaryota, Metazoa, Chordata, Actinopteri, Centrarchiformes, Centrarchidae. Gene Ontology annotation, molecular function: glucosaminyl-phosphatidylinositol O-acyltransferase activity. Gene Ontology annotation, cellular component: membrane; endoplasmic reticulum. Bases 116 to 1621 code for a protein of 501 amino acids.
AAUGCGUCAUGUGACCGAAUGCGGAAAUGAGCGCAGGAGGUAACGUUAGGGCCCGGUGCUGCUUCAAGUAAUUGUAAAUAGGUAUGCUGGAAAACAGGUAUUUCUGUGAAUCUGCAUGACCUACGCCGAACAGACCGUGGACAUGUCUCAGAGGGAGCUGAAGGAAGCAUUUGUCCGUAAUCUCAAUGGGACCAGUCUGCAGGAGGUGGCACUGGGCUCAUUUCUCGCCCCACUAAAUAUCAUCAGCAGAGGCCUGGUUCUGAUCCUCUUCCAUCUGGCCAAAGGGACUCUUCCGCUGCCACUGCCACUGAUUUCUCACCUGCUUCUAGACUUCACCGUGCUUAUUCUUCCCCUCGUUCUGUCAUGCACCGUUCUGAGCAGCGUUCUUCACCAGGUCAUCCUGGGCCUAGCCUUUGUUUCGGCCUCCGUGUUUUGCUAUAUCUACCGUGUCAACAGGCAUCCUCCGGCUCGGCACCCACAGAACACUGUCAGCACCUUCCUUCAAAGUCACGUUCAGGUCGACCAGGUUCCCUUUGUGACUAUGUUUCGAGUGUUUGUAAAUGUGAAAACAGCAAUCAGCAUUCUCGCAGUAGAUUUCACUGUCUUCCCAAGGCGAUAUGCAAAAACAGAAACCUAUGGGACAGGUGUUAUGGACUUUGGAGUUGGAGCGUAUGUCUUUGCAAAUGCCCUUGUCUGCCCAGAGGCACGGAGGAAGAACAUAUCAGGAUCCAAGAUUAAUCAUAUCACAAAGCAGCUCCUGGCUGUCUGGCCCCUGGUUGUUCUUGGUAUGAUGAGACUAGUGAGUGUCAAAAUGACUGACUACCAGGAGCAUGUGACAGAAUAUGGCGUCCACUGGAAUUUCUUCUUCACACUAGCCAUCGUCAGAGUUGUGGCUUCUGUGCUUCUGGCUGUUGUACCAGCGAGUCAGUCGUGGGUCUUUGCCCUUCUGAUCAGCGGAUUUUAUCAGCUCACUCUGGAGACAUCAGGGCUGAAGUCUUUCAUUAUCCACAACAGUGACAGAGAAAAAGAUUUUCUGCAUGCUAACAAGGAGGGCAUAUUCUCUGUAGUGGGUUAUGUAGCCAUCUACAUGGCAGGAGUUCAGGUUGGACUCUAUGUGAUGCAACCAAGAUCCCAGGUUAGACAGUGGCUCAAAGCACUUUUUAACCUCUUUUUGGGAAGUUUUGUCCUGUAUGCUGCUUUGUAUACCUGUCAGACACUCGUGGAGCCAGUGUCUCGCCGCAUGGCUAAUUUACCCUUCUGCCUCUGGAGUGUUGCUCAGUCUUUGUUUUUUAUGUCCUGCCUUGGUAUAGCUGAUAUGGUAUUACUGUUUUCUAAAAGAACAUCCGCCUGUCACUUGGUACCCACAUCAUGGCAUUUGUAUAAAUCAGACUCAGGAAAGACGGGUGAAAUAGAAAGACUAUGCCUUGUUCAAGCUGUCAGCAGGAAUCAGUUGUUAUUUUUCUUGCUUGCAAAUGUCCUGACAGGAUUGACCAACUCCAUAGUGGACACACUUACUUGUAGCAGUUUAUUAUCAGUGUGUGUUUUGCUGUUGUACAUGUUCAUUAAUUGCGUUGUAAUAUAUGUUUUACAUCUUUGUGGAAUUUCAGUAAAAUUCUGGUGAAAUUACAUUUGUAAAAGUACAGCGUUCAUUUGUGUAUUUUGUGGGGCCGGAGUGACGGACAUUGAAAUUCAGGACAAUUAACUGGGAAGAUGUAAUGUCACAAGAUGAUCUGUAAUGCUAAAGAUACCAUUGUAUAUAAUGUGUUUAUUUCUGCAAAGAAAUACGGGUCUUGAUAAAAUGGUGUUCAGACAUGGUGUUAAGUGUUGUAAACAUCUGCUGUCUUUUAUUGUUUGUUACUUCCCUACUUAUUUCAUUUAAAUACAAUUUUUAAAUUUACAUCCUGCUCACAUCUCAGUGAUUGCAACAUAUAUACUUAAUGUAAUUAUUCAGAUUUAAAAGCAACAGUCAUAUUUAUUAUGAUUACAAUCUGUGCACCUAACAACCAACAUCAUUUAUUGGUACCCAUCUCCCCAGCAUUGGUGCUGAGCUUAAAGGAUAUUAAAGGAUAUUAAACAGCCCAGCCUGUUCACCCUGCUGCCAUCUGGAAAGAGAUAUACAAGUAUCUGUUGUCGCACCACUGGACUGCAGAGUAGCAUUUUACCCCAAGCUAUCAGACUCUUACAUUCAAAUUCAUCCUCUGCUCUGCUUUAUACAAUAAAGUCUAUUUAACCAUUU